AGGAGGAGGAGGAGAAGAAGAGGCUGAUCAGAGCUGAGGAGCUCCACUUGCAGUCGCAUCAGCUCUGGCUGAGAGCCCCGGGACCGGAGACACCCAAACCCACCAGGGACCCAGACCCAGACCCCCACUGCAAUCCCAGCAGGAGAGAAGCACACAGCAGAGGGCAAGCGGGGCGAGGAGGAACCUUGGACCAUUUUCCUUUCUGCCCAGCAUUGGGCAAGACCCCCUGCCUCCACACCGGGAGGGAAUCAUUCCCAGGCACAGCCACAAAAAGAGUAUUGCUCUUAGAGAGAUUUUUUUUUUUUAACACACACAACACAACACACACAACACACACACACACACACAGAGAUCAGAGCGAUUUUGCAAACACUUUCCCUUUAAAUGCAUCGACCGACACUGGACGUCUUCUGACUUCUUUUUUGGAGGGUCCGGAAGGAAAAUCCCGAUCCCAAGUCCGGUUGCAAGUUCUUCCCACACAGCACAAUGCCUGUGCCGGUGAGCCCGAUCCGCACGGUGUGCCUCCUGGUCCUGCUCUGCUCCUCGGCUACUCCCGGGAGCGAGGAGAGGGCGGAGGACAUCCCGGAGGGCGCCUCCACCCUCGCCUUCGUGUUCGACGUGACCGGCUCCAUGUACGAUGAUUUGGUUCAGGUCAUCGAAGGCGCCUCCAAGAUACUGGAAACGUCGUUGAGCCGACCCAAGAAGCCGCUUCACAACUUUGCCCUCGUGCCCUUUCACGACCCAGAGAUUGGUCCUGUCACCAUUACCACAGAUCCUAAGAAAUUUCAGUAUGAACUCAGGGAGCUAUAUGUCCAGGGAGGCGGGGACUGCCCUGAGAUGAGUAUCGGUGCAAUCAAGAUUGCUUUGGAGAUCUCUCUUCCUGGUUCUUUUAUCUACGUCUUCACAGAUGCUCGUUCUAAGGACUACAGGCUAACAAAUGAAGUUUUACAGCUUAUCCAACAGAAGCAGUCUCAGGUAGUGUUUGUGCUGACCGGGGACUGUGAUGACCGAAGCCAUGUUGGUUACAAAGCUUAUGAGGAAAUUGCUUCCACGAGUUCUGGUCAGGUCUUUCACCUCGACAAGAAGCAAGUCAAUGAGGUUUUGAAAUGGGUGAAAGAGGCUGUCCAGGCAUCCAAAGUCCACCUGCUCUCCACAGACCACCUGACCCGAGCCAAAAACACCUGGCAAAUCCCCUUUGAUCCCAGCCUGAAAGAGGUCACAGUGUCUCUCAGCGGUCCGGCCCCUUUCAUUGAGCUCCGGGAUCCCACAGGGAAGCUGAUCAAGAAGGGCUCUGGCCUGGUCGAGCUCUUACACAUUGCAAACUCUGCUAGGGUGGUUAACAUCAAGGAUCCAGAGCCUGGGAGGUGGACCAUCAAGACCUCAAGUGGUGGAAGACAUUCAGUUCGAAUCACAGGCCUCAGCAGUAUUGAUUUCCGAGGUGGAUUUUCCAGAAAGCCAACGAUGGACUUUAAGAAUAUCGCCAACAGGCCCGUUCAAGGUAUACCCACAUACCUGCUGCUGAACACCACAGGGCUCACCCCGCCCGCACGAGUGGACCAGGUGGACCUUCUCAGUAUAUCCGGCAGCGCUUUGAAGACCUUUCCCGUGAAGUACUUUCCUGACCGCAAGCCGUACAGUAUCUUAAACGUGUCCGACUUCAUUCCACCUGAGGAAGCCUUCUUCCUGAAAGUGACCGGCUACGAUAAGGAAGGCUAUCUCUUCCAGCGAGUCUCUAGUGUCUCCUACUCCAGUAUUGUCCCAGGAGCUCCGGAGGUCAUAAUGCCAGCCCGGACUCCUGGCUACUACCUGCAGACGGCCUCCCUCCUAUGCACCGUCAACAGUCUCAUUCCCUUCACAUUGCGUUUCAGCAGAGGUGGCGCCAAGCUCGGAGCCGAUCAGGUUUUCAAAGAAUCUACCAGCGCGAAGUUGGAUAUACCUCGUGUUUCUGCUGUGAAUGAAGGAUACUACGAAUGUAUCGCAAUCAGCAGUGCUGGCACCGGCCGUGCUCAAACCUUCCUGGACGUGUCGGAACCUCCUCCCACCAUCCAGGUGCCCAACAACGUGACGGUGGUUCCUGGUGAGAGAGCCGUGCUGACCUGUCUGACCCUGAGCACGGUGCGCUACAACCUCACCUGGCAGAGAUACGGUGCUGACCCCAGACUGACGGAAGGACUUAGAGCUCAAGUAAUGAGCAACUUGUCUCUGGAGAUCAGAAGUGUGCGGACGACUGAUGCUGGGCAGUACAACUGCAUUGCUUCAAAUGAAGGAGGAGCGACGCUUGGCUCGGUGUAUCUGGUGGUACAAGAGCCCCCGAGAGUCACUGUCCAUCCUAAAACACAGACGUUCACCGAGAGAAAGCAGGUGCGAAUCCGCUGCUCUGCUACGGGCUACCCCCAGCCACAUAUCGUCUGGACACACAACGAUAUGUUCAUAAUGGGAUCCAACAGGCAUAUUCUGAUUGAAGGCGGCAACCUGGUUAUCCGAUACGCUACGCAGAAAGAUGCUGGAGUUUAUACCUGCCUGGGCAGUAACCCUGCAGGGACUGAUAGACAGGCAUCAGUUCUCACCUACAUAGAGGUUCCAAAGGUCAACGUGGUCCGAAAGGAGAUACUCGUUGGUCUGGGUGACACUUCGGUGCUGGAAUGUCCAGCCACUGGGGUUCCAGCGCCCGAAGUGAAGUGGUUCAAAGGCGACCUGGAGCUCAGACCUUCUAAUUUCUUAAGAAUCGAUACCAGUCAAGGCACUUUGAGGAUUCAGGGCAGCCAGGACCUGGAUGCAGGAGAUUAUAUGUGUGUGGCCACCAACGAGGCAGGAAGAGACACCGGGCAGGUCACUUUGGAAGUCGGUUCUGCCCCUACAUUCUUUCAGUCUCCGCUGGAUAUUUCAGUGGACAUUGGCUCCAAUUUGACUCUGCCCUGCCAGGCACAGGGCUACCCUGAGCCACGGGUCAGGUGGCGACGGUUGGAUGGACUGUCCAUUUACUCCAGGCCUCGAGCCGUCAGCUUGGUCACUCAGUUGACAACCGGAAGCCUCUUCUUUAACAAUCUUUGGGUGGAUGAUGAGGCCACGUACGUCUGUGAGGCUGAGAACCAGUUUGAGAUACAGGCCCAGGUCAGAGUAACAGUGACGGGACUGGUUACGCCGCUGAUUGGGAUCAGCCCGGCGGUUGUCAACGUCAUUGAGGGGCAGCCCUUGACUUUGCCCUGUUUGCUACUGGCUGGGAAUCCUCUCGCGGAACGGCGGUGGACGAAAAAUUCUUUGCUGGUGUUGUCGGACGGUUACGUGACUGUGCGCCGGGACAAAAGUCUCCACAUUGAGAGGGUCCGGCUGCACGAUGGGGGCAAGUACACGUGUGUCGCCAGUAAUGUGGCGGGGACCAGCAAAAGGAUGACCACUGUGAACAUCUUUGUUCUCCCCACCAUCCAACAUGGACCUCAAAUAUUCAGUACCAUUGAGGGAGUCCGAGUCACACUACCUUGUAAAGCACAUGGUACUCCCAAGCCUUCAAUCACCUGGUCCAAGAACAGUGAAGUUAUUACCGAAGACAAUCAGAAAUUCAAGACUGGCUCGGACGGAAGCUUAUUGAUAUUUUCCCCGACUGGCGAGCAGACGGGGGAGUUUGUGUGCACGGCCACCAACGCUGCAGGCUACGCUUCUCGCAAGGUUCAACUGACGGUUUACGUCAAACCAAGAGUUAGUGCUGGCUCGAGAAGUGGAGAGAGUCCGAGGGAGAUCUCGGUGGUGGCAGGGCAUGAUGCCACACUGCCCUGUGAAGUGCAGAGCUUUCCUCCUCCCAUCAUCACCUGGGCCAAAAACAGACAGCUCAUUUCUCCUUACUCACCAAGACACACUCAGCUCUCAUCAGGGUCAAUGAAAAUCCUGAAAACCCAACUGUCUGACGGUGGGAUAUAUCGCUGUGUUGCCACAAACAUUGCUGGGAACAUCACCCAGUCUGUUAUACUGAGUAUCCAUGUUCCUCCAAAGAUUCAGCCGGGCCCCCGUGUUAUGAAAGUCCAAGUCGGUCACAGGGUCGACAUUCCCUGUAAUGCCCAUGGAUUACCCACCCCCACGGUAACCUGGUAUAAAGACCGAAGCAUCGUCCUGGAUGCCCGUGGUACGCGCUUCACCCUGGGGACCGAGGGAACGCUGAUCGUGAAGGAGGUCCAACUCUCUGAUGCUGGCGUCUAUCGAUGUGUCGCUAUCAAUGCUGCUGGUCGGGAUGAAGCCGCGACAACCUUGCAGAUUCACCAACCUCCCUCAGUUGAAGACCCAGGUCCUCCGUACAACACCCCAUUCCAAGAGAGAGUAGCAAACCAACGCAUUGCCUUCCCCUGCCCAGCCAAAGGUAUCCCGAAACCAAUCAUUAAGUGGUUGCGUAAUGGGAGAGAGCUGACUGGCAAUGAGCCAGGCGUCUCCUUUUUGGACGAUGGGACUUUACUCAUCGAUGCCGUUUCACCGUACGACAAUGGAGAGUACGUCUGUGUGGCAAUGAAUGAAGCUGGAACCACCGAGAGAAAGUACCAGCUUAAGGUACACGUUCCUCCUGAAAUCAGGGACAAUGAGAAGCCAGUCAACAGGUCUGUGGUUGUGAAUCAGCCCAUCAACCUCUACUGUGACGUGUCAGGAAACCCCGCUCCCAUCAUCACCUGGUAUAAAGAUAGAAAGCCUAUUAGUGGCAGCAAUAUCAUACAGCUGUUAAAUGAGGGGAAAAUGCUGCGAUUGCUGAAGGCGUCUACAGGAGACACAGGGAGAUACUUGUGCAGAGCAAUUAACAUCGCUGGAACAGCAGAGAAGAGCUUCAAUGUGGAAGUGCUGGUCCCGCCGAGUAUAACGAAUGCUGGCAGCCCAAGCGAGAUCUCAGUCAUUUUCAAUCGGGAGAUAAUGCUGGAAUGUAAAGUCAAAGGAGUGCCCCUCCCCAACAUCCAAUGGUACAAAGAUAACAGGCCCCUGUUCUCGGGCAACCCGAAUGUGGAGGUGACAGACAGUGGGCAGGCGCUGCAGAUAAAGAGCGCCCGUCUGGCCGACCAGGGCCAUUACCAGUGCAGCGCCGUGAAUGCUGCAGGAAAACAAUUCAAGGAGUUUAAGCUCAACGUCUAUGUUCCGCCCAGUAUUAAAGGUGGCAACCUCACCACUGACCUGACGGUUCUGUUGAACAGCGCGGUGGCCCUGGAAUGUGAGGCCCGUGGGGUUCCACUGCCCGCCGUGACAUGGUACAAAGAUGCUCGACCUCUCAUCUCCAGCUCGCAUGCCACGUACAUCGAAAGAGGGAAAUUCCUCCAGAUAUCCCGGGCUCAAGUAUCCGACGCAGGCAAAUACACCUGCCGGGUGACCAGCGUUGCUGGAACGGCUGAAAAGCCUUACAACCUUGACGUUUAUCUUCCUCCCAAUAUCGACGGGACCUCGGACACUCCCCAGCAGAAGAAAGUCAUCAUCGGUAACUCGGUUACGUUGGAGUGUGAUGCCUCGGGUCACCCACCCCCGACCCUCACUUGGCUGAAGGACGGAGUGCCCGUGGAACACAGCAACAACGUGCGUGUGCUGCUGGGAGGCAGACGGGUACAAAUUCUGAGCAUUGCCUUGUCCGAAGCCGGAGGAUAUGUGUGUGUGGCAACCAGCAUCGCUGGCGAGAAUGAGGUCAAAUACAACGUUGAUGUCUUAGUGCCACCACAUAUAGAAGGGAGUGAGGAGACUACAGACACCACUGUCACAGUCCAUCACACACUGGAACUAGAGUGCCAGGCAGCCGGGUCCCCACCUCCGAAGAUCACGUGGCUGAAAGAUGGACGACCCUUAAAUGUCCAGGUUGGUGUGAAGAUUUUAGCUGACGGCCGUAAGCUGGUCAUCUCUCGAGCCCAGGUCUCUGACACCGGGCAGUACCGAUGUGUGGCCACAAACGAAGCAGGCAAUCAGAAGCGGGGAUUUAGUGUGACUGUUCAAGUGCCACCGACAAUCAGAUCAACGGGACCCUCCGAAAGGUCGGUGGUGGUUCACAAGACCUUAACCAUGCAGUGUGUGGCGAACGGCAUUCCCAACCCCACCAUCACCUGGCUCAAAGAUGGGCGGCCGGUCAACACAGCGAGAGGAACGAUUAAGCUGGAGUCUGCAGGACGUGAGCUGCAAAUUGUGAAUGCUCUGCUGGAGGACGCUGGCAUGUAUUCCUGCGUGGCCACUAACAGAGCCGGAGAAGCACAGCAACACGUCAGAAUCCACGUACAUGAACCUCCCAGCAUUGAGGACGGGGGUCAGACAGUGAACAGAACAGUGAUUGCUAACAAUCCGGUGCAGCUAGAGUGUAAAGCAUCCGGCAAUCCCACACCUGCGGUGACAUGGUACAAAGACAAUCGCCCGCUCGGCACAGGCUUUGGAGUGUCCGCCCGGGAGCGGGGUCAGUUUCUGCAGAUCGCCAGGGCCCAGGUCGGGGACACCGGCUUAUACAGGUGCACAGCUACCAAUGUGGCAGGAGCUACUGAGAUUCUCUACAGUCUGCAGGUGCACGUUGCUCCAACGAUCUCUGGCACCAGUGACACAGUCGCAGUGGUGGUCAAUAACCCGGUCCGACUGGAAUGUGAGGCCAGGGGCAUCCCAGCGCCCAGCCUGACAUGGUUGAAAGAUGGCAGCCCGGUCUCCAGCUUCUCCGAUGGCAUCCAGGUCCUGUCUGGGAGUCGAGUGCUUGCCCUCACCAGCGCUCAGGUCAGUGACACUGGCAGAUACACGUGUGUAGCAGUGAACGCGGCAGGUGAACAGCAGAGGAACAUUGACCUCAGAGUGCACGUCCCACCAAAUAUCAUGGGAGAAGAACAGAACGUCUCAGUCAUCAUUAACCAAGCUGUGGUGCUGACGUGUCAGAGCAAUGCCAUCCCUCCCCCAGCUCUCAGCUGGCUCAAAGAUGGAAGACCUCUACUCAGGAAGGCAGGCCUCUCAGUGUCUGAAGAUGGAAGCACAUUGAAGAUUGACGUCGCUCAAGUCCUGGAUACUGGCCGGUACACAUGUGAAGCCACCAACGUGGCUGGCAAAACAGAGAAGAACUACAACUUAAACAUUUGGGUGCCACCGAGUAUUCGAGGGUCAGAUGAGCUGUCCCAGCUAACGGUCAUUGAAGGAAGCCUGAUCAGCCUGAUCUGUGAGUCCAGUGCUAUUCCACCCCCAAACCUCAUGUGGAAGAAGGAUGGCUUGUCACUGCUGACUGACACUGGGGGACGGGUCCGUGUUUUGUCUGGUGGGAGGCAGCUGCAGGUCUCGAACGCCGAACCGGCAGACAGCGCAUCCUACACGUGUGAGGCAUCCAAUGUGGCUGGAAACAGCAAGAAGGAAUAUACACUGCAGGUCUACGUCCGACCUACUAUCAGCAACAGCGGCACUCGUCCAACUGAAGUCACCGUGACUCAGGGGAGCGAGGUGAGCUUGGAGUGCGAGGCCCAGGGGACGCCCCGCCCUGCCCUGACCUGGCUGAAGGACGGACGUCCCUUGACGAGCGGCCGUAGGCUGACGGUGCUGAGCGAUGGCCAGCGACUGCUGGUUAAGGACACUCAGGUGUUUGACACCGGCCGGUACACAUGUGUGGCUGUGAAUGUGGCCGGGCAGGCUGAUAGGAAAUACGACCUCAGUGUACAUGUGCCGCCAAGUAUUAGCGGAGCCCUGAGCGUGCCGGAGAAUGUGAGCGUGGUGGUGAAAAACCCUGUCGUACUGACCUGUGAGGCUUCGGGUAUCCCUCUGCCAUCGAUUACCUGGCUGAAGGACGGGCGACCGAUCAGCCUCAGUAACAGCUUGCGAAUACUCUCAGGGGGUCGAAUCCUACGUUUAAUGCACACGGAGGUGGAAGAUGCCGGCAGAUACUUCUGUGUGGUCACCAAUGCUGCGGGAGAAGAGAGGAAAACCUUUGACCUGGAUGUUCUGGUACCACCAAGUAUGGUGAAUGAAGGAACACUGGAAGAUGUGAAAGUCAAGGAGAGUCUUAGCGUUACCCUUAGCUGUGAGGUUUCUGGUAAGCCCAUCCCAAACAUCACGUGGUUAAAAGACGGGCAGCCACUGACGAAGGACCAGAGGCAUCGGGUACUGUCCAGCGGCCGCUUCCUCCAGAUCGACAGGACGCGCGUGUCUGACACAGGCCGCUACACCUGCGUGGCCUCCAACGCAGCUGGAGACCGGAGCAAGAACUUCAAUUUAAAUGUGCUGGUGUCUCCGACAAUCCCCGGUGCCAACAGCGAGGGCACACCAGAGGACGUCACUGUCAUUCUAAAUAGUCCCACGUCCCUGGUGUGUGAAGCACAGUCCUACCCUCCUGCCACUAUCACCUGGCUCAAAGACGGGGCAGCUUUUGACUCCAACAGUCAAAACAUCCGCAUUUUUCCAGGUGGUCGAACGCUUCAGAUUCUGAACGCCCAGGAGAAGGACGCAGGAAGAUACACUUGUAUUGCAACCAACGAGGCUGGAGAAACACUAAAGAAUUAUGAAGUAAAAGUGUACAUUCCUCCCACCAUCAACAAGGACGACGUCCCAGGUUUUGGCUUGUCCCCCAAAGAAAUAAAGAUUAAAAUAAACAACAGCCUGACUCUGGAGUGCGAGACUCAAGCGAUUCCAGCAGCCACUCUCCGCUGGUACAAGGACGGACAGCCUCUGAAGCAGGACAGCCACAUUACCAUCACAGCGAAUGGUCGUAUCGUAAGAAUAAAGAACACACAGAUCUCAGACACUGGCCGAUAUACCUGUGUCGCCUCCAACAUCGCUGGAGAGGAUGAAAAAGAUUAUGAUGUGAACAUUCAAGUUCCUCCGAGUUUUGUGAAACCAGUGUAUGUUCAGGAUACAAAGGGCAGGGCGUUAGAGGGCAGCAACGGGAUUGAAGUCAAGGAUGUGGUCAUUAACAACCCGCUCUCCCUGUACUGCGAGACCAAUGCUGUACCACCUCCGUCUCUCAGCUGGUACAAAGAUGGCAAACUGCUGACCUCUAGUGACAAAGUUCUGAUACUGCCAGGAGGCCGGGUGUUACAGAUUCCCAGAGCACAAACUCCUGACGCUGGGAGGUACACGUGUGUAGCUGUGAAUGAAGCAGGCGAGGACUCUAUUCAGUACGAAGUGAGGGUGAUGACUCCGCCAUCCAUCAAAGGGGCUGACAGUGAUUUGCCUGAAGAAGUCAUCGUACUGAUUAACAAGACUGUCGUGUUGGACUGUAUGGUCAGCGGAAAUCCCACCCCCAAAAUCUCCUGGCUGAAGGACGGGCAGCCACUGAGUGGGGACAAUACCCACAAACUUCUGUCCAGUGGACGAACGCUUCAGGUGCUGAACGCCCAGGUAUCGGACACGGGCAGGUACAUCUGUGUGGCUGAAAAUGUAGCCGGGAACUCCGAAAAAUACUUCAACCUGAACGUGCACGUGCCUCCUAGUAUUGUGGGCACCAAUGCAGAGAACAUGACGGUGGUGAUAAAUAACUUCAUCUCUUUGACCUGCGAGGCCACAGCUUUUCCACCUCCCAUGCUCAGCUGGUUUAAGGAUGGGAAGCCUCUGCAGUCCAACACCAAUGUUCUCAUUAUGCCCGGAGGUCGAACUGUGCAGCUCCUUCGGGCUAAGCUGUCAGACGGUGGGAAAUACAUCUGCAUCGCUAUAAACCAAGCCGGACAGGCAGAAAAGCAGAUUUUCCUCACGAUUUAUGUUCCACCCACAAUUAAGGACCACACGGGGGACUCCCCUGAGGUGAUCAGUGUCCGCGCUGGGAGCACGCUGACCCUGAAGUGCGAGUCCAAUGCUGUGCCGCCUCCCGUCAUCACCUGGUACAAGAACGGACGCACGGCCUCCGCUUCCGCCAAACUUCGGAUUCUGGCCAACGGCCAAAUGCUGGAGAUCUCUGGUGUUGAGGUGUCAGACACAGGACAGUAUGUGUGUAAAGCCACAAACGUUGCAGGACAGGCGGAUAAGAGUUUUCAUCUCAACAUACAUGUCCCACCCAGCAUUGAAGGUCCAGCACAAGAAACAAUCAACGAGGUCAUUAGCAACCCUGUCACCUUUGCUUGUGAUGCUACCGGCAUUCCUCCGCCCACACUAACAUGGCUCAAGAGUGGAAGAGCCAUCGCGAAUGCUGGGUCCUUGGAGAUGCACAUCCUGUCUGGAGGGAGCAAGCUGCAGAUUGCUCGCUCCCAACAGUCAGACACCGGCACAUACACCUGCGUCGCCUCAAACGUGGAAGGCACAGCCCGCAAAAAUUAUCUCCUGACCAUACAAGUUCCCCCCAAUAUCUUGGGGUCUGAGAUGCCGAGUGAGGUCAGUGUUGCAGUUGGUGAAAACGUGAAGCUGAUCUGUGCUGCUCAAGGCACUCCCAAACCUCAAGUACAGUGGCUCAAAGAUGGGAAACCCUUCAAUACAUCUGAUGAAGGACGAUUAAGACUGACUUCAGAUGGCAGCACCCUCUCCAUUACCAGUGCAGUUACAGCAGACAUUGGGAAAUAUACUUGCGUGGCCACCAAUUCCGCUGGUGAGGAAGAUCGAAUAUUCAACCUGAACAUUUACGUUCCACCGACCAUUCACGAGAGUGCAGAGGGCAACAGGGAGCUCACCACCAUAUUGGACAGUUCCAUUAACAUAGAGUGCAAGGCCAUCGGUUCACCUCCACCACAGCUCAACUGGCUCAGGAACGGGCUUCCCCUGCCCAUUUCCUCCCAGAUCAGGCUCCUUUCUGCUGGGCAGGUUCUGAGAAUUGUACGAGUUCAAGUAUCUGAUGCUGGUACAUACACCUGUGUGGCCUCCAACCGGGCUGGUGUCGACAACAAGAAUUACAACUUAAUAGUGUACGUACCUCCAAACCUGGACAAUGCUGGCGGCACUGAAGACGUGACUGUCAUUAAGGGAAGUUCAGCCUCCAUGUCGUGCAUUAUGGACGGAACCCCAGCUCCGACCCUGGCCUGGCUUAAAGCGGCAGAACCACUGGUGCUGGGCAGGCACAUGACUGUCAGCAACCGGGGAAUGGCCCUGCAGAUCACCAGGGCAGAGCUGGGGGACACAGGCGUGUACACAUGUGUAGCCAGCAAUGAGGCCGGAGAGGUCAGCAAGCACUUCAACCUGAAGGUACUGGAUCCACCCCGCAUCAAUGGCUCUGACUUACCAGAGGAAACCUCUGUGGUUGUGAAUAACCCAUUGGAGCUCCUCUGUAUUGCUACUGGUAUCCCAGCUCCUGUGCUGACCUGGAUGAAGGACGGACGUCCGUUGCCGCAGACAGAGACCAUCCGUGUGCUGCGGGGAGGAGAGGUCCUGAGAGUAGCAAACGCUCAGGUGGAAGACACUGGCAGAUACACGUGCUUGGCAUCCACUACCGCGGGGGAUGAUGAUAAAGAGUACCUGGUCAGGGUGCACGUCCCUCCGAACAUUGCUGGUCAAAGUGGGCCUCAGUACCUGACUGUAGUGCGAAACGGACAGGCAAUCCUGGAGUGCAAGUCGGAUGCUGUACCACCCCCAACACUGACCUGGCUGAAAGACAACAAGCUACUGCAGGCAACCCCUCGUAUCCGCAUCCUGUCCAGCGGACGGUACCUGCAGAUCAAUAACGCCGACCUGGGGGACACAGCUCGCUACACCUGUGUGGCCAGCAACAUCGCGGGGACAAUGACCAGAGAGUUCACCUUAGCCGUAAAUGUUCCUCCGAUGAUCGAGGAGAGCCCCCAGGCAGUGGCUGUUCACAUCAACCAGCCAGCGGUGCUCACGUGUGCAGUAAGCGGGCUGCCCUCACCCCAAGUCACCUGGAGAAAGGACGGCACUGUUCUCUCAACAAGCAACCUCCGGUAUUCGCUCUCAGGUGACGGUUCAUUGCGCAUCGACUCAGCUCAAGUAACCGAUACAGGCCGAUAUCUGUGCAUGGCGACCAACCCGGCCGGAACCGCUCGCAAGCGCAUUGAUGUGCAGGUUUACGUCCCUCCAUCCAUUGCCCUCGGCCCCACCGAUAUCACCAUCACAGUCAAUGUGCAGACCAUCCUGGCGUGCGAGGCAACCGGGAUCCCAAGGCCUGUGGUCACCUGGAAGAAGAAUGGACGGCUUCUCAACACCGAUCAGAACAUGUACAGACUGCUUUCCUCGGCCUCCCUUGUAAUUCUCUCGCCCACUGUGGAGGACACUGGCCUGUAUGAGUGCAAUGUUUCCAACGAUGCCGGAUCAGAUCAAAGGACGAUCAGACUUACUGUACAAGUACCUCCUUCGAUUGCGGACGAAGCUACGGACCUGCUGGUGACAAAGUUGUCUCCGGCUGUGUUAACCUGCACUGCCUCAGGGGUCCCCAUCCCGGCCAUUCACUGGACCAAGGAUGGAAUCAACCUGCCACUUCAAGGAGAGGAUUACCGCGUUCUGCCAACAGGAACUAUUGAGAUUAGCGCUGCCCAGCUCAGACACACAGGAAAGUACAUCUGUACUGCAACAAAUGCCGCUGGCAGUGCCCACAGACACGUCAACCUCCGGGUACAAGAACUUCCCACGAUUCAGACGCAGCCCAGCAAACUGGAUGUGAUUCUCAACAACUCCGUCACUCUCCCCUGCAAGGCCACCGGCACCCCCAACCCUACCAUCUCUUGGCAGAAGGAAGGCAUCAGCAUUAGCACGGCAGGAGGUAAUUUCAUCGUGCUGCCCAGUGGCGGACUUCAGAUCACCCGUGCGACAGUGAAGGACACUGGCACCUACAUGUGUGUCGCACAGAACCCAGCCGGCACAGCCUUAGGAAAGAUAAAGCUCCAAGUGCAGGUCCCGCCUGAAAUCAAGCCUCAUCCGAAGAACUAUGUGGUCGCUUUGGAUAGAUCGCUGACCCUGCUCUGCGAGGCCAAGGGCUUCCCGGCUCCUGAGAUCACAUGGAACAAGGACGGACAUCAGGUCACCGAGACCAUCCGCCAAAGGAUGCUGAGCACUGGGGCUCUGCAGAUUGCCUUUGCCCAGCCUGGAGACACCGGCCGGUAUACCUGCACGGCAUCUAACCUGGCUGGAUCCAGCAGCUCCAGCAUGCUUCUCAUUGUCCACGUCCCACCAACCAUUCGCGGAGCAGAGACGGAGCUCACGGUGAUCGAGGGCUCGCGAGUAACUUUGCAGUGCGUGGCUGACGGCGUGCCUCGGCCAGUCCUGAGCUGGCAGAGGGAUGGCGUGGCCCUACGGGACACCCCGGGGAAGUUCACAUUGCUGCGGUCAGGGGAACUCGCUGUGGAAAAUGCCAAGCCAGGCGACGCCGGGAGCUACACUUGUACAGCCACCAACCCCAUCGGGCGUGAGUCCAUGACCAUCGACUUGACUGUGCACAUCCACCCGACCUUUUCAGAACUGCCUGGAGACAUAUCCCUGAACAAAGGGGAGCGCCUCGCACUGACCUGUGCAACAAAUGGUAUUCCUACACCCCACAUCACCUGGAUGUUCAACAACAACAUCAUACCCGCCCGGUAUGAUAACGUCAAUGGACACAGUGAACUGAUUAUUGAAAGGGCAUCGAAGGAUGACUCUGGGACGUACAUUUGCACAGCAGAAAACAGAGUGGGUUCCAUCAAGGCCAUUGGAUUUGUAUAUGUCAAAGAGCCUCCAAUCUUUGAUGGCGACUUCAACCCAAACCGCAUCGAACCUCUGGGAGGCAACGCAAUCCUGAACUGCGAGGUCCGAGGCGAUCCUCCCCCCACCAUUCAGUGGAGCAAAAAAGGCAUCAGUAUUCAUAUCACCAACAGGAUCCGACAACUCCACAAUGGCUCGCUGGCCAUCUAUGGCACAGUGAAUGAAGAUGCUGGGGACUACAAGUGCAUCGCUACAAAUGAGGCUGGUGUGGUUGAGCGCAGCGUGACCUUGACUCUGCAGAGCUCCCCGGUGUUCAUAGUUGAGCCGAUGGACACAGUGGCAGACGCUGGCUCCACAGUUAUCUUGAGCUGUCAGGCAGGUGGAGAGCCACCCCCUACAGUCGAGUGGUCCCGUCAGGGGCGCCCGCUCCUCAGCAACGACAGAGUCACCAUCCUAUCAGAUAGCUCGCUGAGGCUCACCGCCCUGCAGAAAGAGGACACAUCUGACUACGAGUGCGUGGCCAGGAACCUGAUGGGCUCAGCACUGGUGAAGGUCUCCCUGACCAUCCAAGUGCAUGGGGGAUUUUCCAAGUGGCUGGUGUGGGGUCCCUGCAGCGUUACCUGUGGGCAAGGAGUCCAAAAACGGCGGAGGCUCUGCACGAAUCCACUCCCAGCCAACGGGGGUCGGCCAUGCCAGGGGGCCAGCGAAGAAGGUCGCGGUUGCCAGGCCAAGCCUUGCCCAGUGGACGGCAACUGGUCAGAGUGGGGCCAGUGGGAGGAAUGCUCUCGUACCUGUGGCCAGGGAAAUAGGAUGAGAACAAGGGUGUGCAGUAACCCACCCAUGCAGUAUGGUGGGAAGCCAUGUGAGGGCAAGACUGUGGAGACUAUCAUGUGCAAUAAUCGCCCCUGUCCAGUGGGCGGUGGUUGGGGGGCCUGGAUGCCAUGGGGAACAUGCAGCGAGACCUGUGGUAAAGGGACCCAAACCACAGAGCUUUGUAACAAUCCUCCUCCGUCCUUCGAUGGAGCUCACUGUGAGGGGCAGGAGGUGCAGACCCAAGUGUGUAAUAACCGACUGUGCCCAGUGGAUGGACGAUGGAAGUCAUGGAGCAGCUGGACAGCCUGCAGCAUGUCGUGUGGAGGCGGCACUCGUCAGAGGACCAGAGCGUGCUCAGACCCCCCACCACAGAACGGGGGGCGCCAGUGCGAAGGCAAUGACGUACAGAUCGACUUCUGCAACAGUGAUCGGUGUCCGAUUCACGGAAACUGGGGCCCUUGGAGCAGUUGGGGAACAUGCAGUCGGACGUGCAACGGAGGCCAGAUGCGGCGGUAUAGGACCUGCGACAAUCCCCGGCCAGCCAGCGGGGGUCGGGCCUGCGCUGGGGCCGACACUCAGAUACAGAGGUGUAGCUCCAACAUUUGUCCAGUGGAUGGGAACUGGGGGCCUUGGCUGGCCUGGAGUGACUGCUCAGCAUCGUGUGGAGGUGGGGAACAGAGGCGGGUCCGUCUGUGCAACAAGCCCCUGCCGUCCAGCGGGGGCCGCUCGUGUCCAGGAGAUGCCUCCCAAGUGUCCAGAUGUAAAGGCCAACCCUGCCCAGGUGGACCUCAGCGUGCCAGGGGAAGUGUUAUUGGGAACAUUAACGAUGUGGAGUUUGGCAUUGCUCUACUGAACGCUACCAUCUUUGACAGUCCAGAAACUGAGGCUCGAAUUAUACAGGCACAGAUCUCAAACAUACCGAGGAGCAUUGGUCCUGCUAUGAGGAAGCUCAUCUCAAUCCUAAAUCCCAUCUACUGGGCAACCGCUAAGGAAAUUGGGGAAGCAGUCAACGGAUAUUCUCUCACGGAGGGAGUGUUCAGACGGGAGACGCAAGUUGAGUUUGCUACUGGAGAGAUACUGAGGAUGACGCACAUCGCCAGAGGCCUGGACUCGGAUGGAGCACUGUUGUUGGAUAUUGUGGUGAAUGGAUAUGCGCUACAGCUUCCUUCUGCUGUGAACCUGAAUGUUAAGGAUUACACGGAGGAUUACGUUCAAAUUGGAGGCGGGCAGAUUUACGCCUACUCCACCAGAAUGUUCACCGUUGAUGGUGCAAGUGUGCCAUACUCCUGGAACCACACCAUCACAUACAAUCAUAACCGUGGACGGAUGCCGUUUCUAGUAGAAACACUGCACGCUACCUCUAUUAGUGCAGAGUACAACCCACUGGAUGAAACUCUGGACUACAGAAUACAUGCCAUCAUCACUAAAGGUGACCGCAGUAACCAGUGCCCAAGCGGCUUCACUCUGGACUCGGCUGGGCCCUAUUGCUCAGAUGAAGAUGAGUGCACUAUCCGCAAUCCCUGCUCAAAUACCUGCCACAAUGCAAUGGGUACCUAUUACUGCUCAUGCCCAAAAGGACUCACCAUCUCUGCCGAUGGAAGAACCUGCCAAGACAUCAAUGAGUGCGCUUUAGGUGGUCACACCUGCCAUGCCGGACAAGACUGUGAAAACACUAUUGGUUCGUAUCGCUGUGUGGUACGCUGUGGGCUUGGCUUCAGGAGGACAUCAGAGGGUUUAAGCUGCCAAGACAUCAACGAAUGCCAAGAGUCAAAUCCAUGCCAACAGCGCUGUCUAAACAUCAUCGGAAGCUACCGAUGCAGGUGUGACCCAGGCUACCAGCUGCGAGGUAGAAGAUGCAUGGACAUCAAUGAAUGUCGACAGAAUGUGUGCCGACUUGAUCAGCAAUGUAAGAACACGCGAGGGGGAUUCAAGUGCAUCGAUCUGUGUCCAAGUGGAAUGACAAAAGCAGAGAAUGGGAGCUGUAUUGAUAUUAACGAGUGCAGAGAUGGCACUCACCAGUGCCGCUACAAUCAGGUCUGUGAGAAUACCCGAGGCAGCUACCGCUGUGUUUGCCCAAGAGGUUACCGAUCUCAGGGAGUUGGAAGGCCUUGUGUUGACAUUGACGAAUGUGAGCGGGUGCCUAAACCCUGUGCAUACCAGUGCAUCAACACCCCUGGCAGCUUCAAGUGCCUCUGUCCACCUGGACAACAUUUGUUAGGCGAUGGGAAAUCAUGCGCUGGAUUAGAGAGGUUGCCAAAUUAUGAGAGCAAUUAUUACACCUAUAACUUUGCCCAGUUCCCCAACGUGGGUUAUUUCAACCGGCACCAGUACAUUAGUCAGUCCUCACAGUAUAGAUCCCACGUGGGCUACGGCAGCCGAUAUCGUUCAGCUUCCUCCAGGACUGGCAGGAACGUUAGAAAAACAUGCCCUGAAGGCUAUGAGGCAAAGAAUGGCAAAUGCAUAGAUAUUAACGAAUGUGAAAACAAGGAAAUCUGUCAACACGACUGCAAAAACACACCAGGAAGCUACCAGUGCCUCUGUCCCAGUGGAUAUCGACUCAUGACUAAUGGCAAGGCGUGCCAUGAUGUUGACGAGUGCCUGGAGCAGAACAUCCACUGUGGGGCCAACCGUAUGUGUUUCAACAUGAGAGGCAGCUAUCAGUGCAUAGACACGCCUUGCCCACCCAACUACUUGCGAGAUCCAAUCACUGGGUUCUGCCUGAAAAACUGCCCGUCUAAUGACCUGGAGUGUGCUCUGAGUCCCUAUGCACUGGAGUACAAGCUCGUCGCCCUUCCCUUCGGCAUUGCCGCGAACCAGGAUCUCAUCCGGCUGGUGGCUUACACUCAGGACGGCGUGAUGCACCCGCGAACAAUCUUCCAAGUGGUGGACGAGGACCCGGGCGUUCCUUUCGCCAUUCGGGACGAGAAAUUGAAAGGAGUUGUUUUUACAACCAGACCACUCCGGGAGCCGCAGACGUACAGAAUGAAAGUGCGAGCAUUGUCAUACAGUGCUGACGGAAACAUCGAAUACCAGACGACUUUCAUAGUUUAUAUAGCAGUGUCUGCAUACCCAUACUAAAUCACUUCAGCAAGUAUAUUUUUUAUAUUGCACACGAGUAAAAAAAAAAAGAAAAAAAAAUCAGAGGAUGGAUGCCAGUUUUGAAAUCCGCCAUUGUUUUAUACAGUUUUGUGAAAAAUGGUGCUAUAUAUUGGCGGCAGACAGACCAGAGGUUUGCAGCUGGGAGACACUGGUCUGGCACAUUGCUCAAUGAGAGAGACAGAUCAUCAUUCUAAGCCAUACAGUUCUUAUUCUUCAGCCAAUCUGACCAAAUAGCCACCAGCCAUUUGAAGUCAAUACACUGUUUCAGCGCCCUUGGGACGUCCUCCCGACGUGGAAGGCGCUAUAUAAAUGCAAGUUGUUGUAUGAGAAGAUGCCAAUAUUGGGGAAAUCAGACACCAAGAUGUAUUCUAUCUUUAUGAAAAUGUACAUAUGAAUGAUUCUCUGUAUUUUCUACGCCAGGGUGGUCCAACUAGCUGCAUCCGGCCCGGGGGUGAUUUUAUCGGCCCGUGAACCAUCCCAACUUCAUUGCAAAUACAGCCAACACACAGGCUCUAAAACGGGUCUGGCCCAUCAUGAGAUAGACACCAGGGGCUCAGGCUCUGCCUGGCAACGGGAUUUGCCAAUCAGGAUAAAAUGUUGUUUAUACAGCCCUUGGACUUACCUCAAAUCUGCCAUUCGGCCCUCAGGAGCCAAAAGGUUGGGCCACCCUGAUCUACGCAGUUACCUGUGGUUCAUUUAUAUUUCCCCUUCCCCCAAAAAGGCUAAAGUGUAACACCAUAACAAAAUAAAGGUCACAAAACCUC
Molecule: messenger RNA, 18164 nt
Organism: Callorhinchus milii (elephant shark)
Lineage: Eukaryota; Metazoa; Chordata; Chondrichthyes; Chimaeriformes; Callorhinchidae
Gene: hmcn1
Product: hemicentin 1
Biological process (GO): homophilic cell-cell adhesion; axon guidance; dendrite self-avoidance
Cellular component (GO): plasma membrane; axon
Molecular function (GO): calcium ion binding; cell-cell adhesion mediator activity
Source: RefSeq, a predicted model, not a curated record